Molecule: messenger RNA, 2255 nt
Organism: Coccidioides immitis RS
Lineage: Eukaryota; Fungi; Ascomycota; Eurotiomycetes; Onygenales; Onygenaceae
Exons: 3
Coding region: 664-2037 (457 amino acids)
Source: RefSeq, a predicted model, not a curated record
GGAGUACAGAACACCAUCCUCAAUACACUCACCCGUCAUCAAGUGCCCAGCUCUCUCGGCGAUUCUUGAGAUUUCUUGGACAUUGCACAUGAUUGGCGCUGCGGAUGAGCAUGAGCUGGGUCGAGAGGUUGGCUCGCUGACCAACUGGCCGACUAGGCCCAACUCUGAUCUUUCCCUUGCCAAUGUUAUGGCCGCUUGGGUGGCUGGCGUAGUUUAGAAGUGCGAUGAUUUAUGGACACGAUGGGCCGGCGUUGAUAGAACCACCUGAGACGACAGUUUUUGGAGGAGUGCAUCUCCAAGCAAAGCCGCUUGUUGCAAGAUCCGAGUACCUCAAUAGUUAUCCGCUUAGUGCUUGAUAAGGUAGCAUUUCCGCGAAUUCUAUUCCCUGUCGCUGCGUUGAUCUAUCUGCUUUACCAGGUUGUCCAUCCGGGUCGGCUUGCCAUUGGAGACACGCCUUUUUGAAACUCCUACGAAGCUGCGCCGAGAUAAUUAAUAUGCUAGGCACUUCGUGUCAAAGCCCAGGCAAGCGUAACUACUUAACAACAACGGGAGCCCCAGGUUCUACACUAGUGGUACCUUGAAAGCCAUUUUUGAGCUUUAAAAUAUGUGCUCCUCCUGAAUAUUACUUUGUACCAACCUGGGAAAAAACAAGGUCAUAUAAGUAUGCGGCAUUUCUAUUCAUUUGCAGCUAUAACCGCAAAAUUAAUCGACAUCAGCGUCGCUCAGAGUUCUUGCACGGCUACGCUAACCGCAUCUUCUACCCCCGUUGCAGCCGAUGGCUAUAAUGUGAAUGUGGUGGCACAGGGUCUUCGACGGCCGAGGUCGCUCCAGUUCGACUCACAGGGUAACCUUCUCGUCGUCCAAUCCUCCGCCGGAAUUUUCAACUUUCGCUUGAGAGAUAAUGGUGGCACCUGCUUAGAGGUUGAAGACGAAGUCGAUCUCAUAGACCAUCCGGUCAAAUCCCGCUUGAAUCAUGGGAUAGCUCUGUCUCCGGAUGGAAAGAAACUGUAUGCGUCGGACCGUGGCACGGUCUAUGCUUGGGAUUAUGACGCGGAGGCCAGGAGAGUCACCUCAAGAAAUCCAGAAGUGGUGGUAACAGGGUUGGAGAACCCAGGUCAUUCAACACGUACACUGCAUUAUUCCCCCGGCUCGGGUGGAUAUCUUGUGGUUGUUAGGGGCAGCGCAGGCAACAUUGACCUCGACUGCGGGGAUAUUUCCACAGGCCAUUGCCAGAUGAAGGCUUUUCAAAUGGGAGAAAUUCCUCAAGGUGGCUAUAAUUUCACAAGAGAUGGAAUCCGACUCGGCUGGGGAAUGAGAAACUCCGUUGGUAUUGCUGAACAUCCAGGGACAAACGGCAUCUGGACGGUUGAAAACACCAUCGAUAAUAUAGAACGUCACGGGAUUGAUAUCCAUCAAGACAACCCGGGAGAGGAAUUAAAUUUCCAUGGAAGUAUUAAUUCAACUACCGGACUCAACUAUGGCUAUCCAUACUGCAGUGCUGCCUGGGAUGUCGACGCGAUCCCGAACAACACCGACAUUCAAGUUGGAACCGAAUUCGCACUCGACGUUGAAAGCGAUAUGAAAACAGACGAUUUUUGUGCUAGAGUAGAGGCACCGAGACUAACAUUUGCUCCUCAUACAGCUCCGUUGGAUAUCAAAUUCAAUGGAACAGAUGAGGCGUUCGUUUCCUUUCAUGGCAGCUGGAAUCGCGAUGUACCAAUUGGCUAUAGGAUAACGAGGAUUCCUUUCCAAGACGGCGAGCCCAUGGCUCCCAGAACGGAUACGGAGGCUGCCAUCAAUGUAGUCACCAAUUCCGAUACCAGGAAAUGUCCAGAUGGUUGUUUCAGGCCAGUUGGGAUGGCAUUUGACGAAACAGGACGGCUCUUUUUCGUUUCUGACUCGACCGGAGAGAUCUAUGUAGUGGCAAAACAGCAAAGUACAUCACCUCCAAGGGAAGACAAAGCUACCUCUGUGGAGGUCGGCAUUUUGAGCGUGGCUUCCAUUGCUCUAAUGCUAUGGUAUGCGAUGGGUGACUAGCGUCGCCAUCUUGCGUGUGAGACAUGGCUGGCUGGCUGGCUGACUGACUGUUUGCUACAUGUGCCCGCUGACGACAACAAGGAAUCAUAGUUAAUGAGAUGAAUGAUGAAACGGAGGAAAUUUAAACCUUCUUGGAUGAAAUUCGGAUUUUCAUAUAUAGCCAAGGGGGUAAACAUGCAGAUGAAACGAUGUUCGAAUGAGAUUGAGACUUGGAUGCC